AAGAACAAGAACAAGCACCACCAACAACAACAAGAACAUCAACUGCGUCAAGUGCGACGAUGGCUGCCAUAAAUACGGUACCUAAGAGCAUACACCUGCCAUUGACGAAUCUCAGCGCACCGCGCGUGCUGAUGUGCAGCGCAUCUGUCGGCAGCGAGGGUUCCGUAACACUGCAACUAAGAGAUGCGAAUGCCUUGGAGGCAGCCGACAGCACGACAACAGCAACAACAGCACCAGCAACAACAAUAGCAACCAAUGCAAUAUCAACAUCGUCAUUAGGCACCCAAGCGAAUGGCGUCACAGUGCUUGAAACGUUCUCGGCAUCGUCAGGAAUAACGUCAGCAUUGGAGAAUGCGCUGACCAUUGGCUAUCCGGAUCCGGACAUGUUAGCAGAUGUCUUGGGCACCAUACAGACCGCCUCAUUUAAAAACAAACAAACUAGCAGCAAUACUAACAUCUAUAGCAACAACAGUAAGCGAAGUAGCUACAUCAAUGGUAGCAGCAGAAGAAACAGCAGCACUUCAACAACAAUUCUGAACAACACCCUAGCAACAACGAGCUCUGGAGUUCAUCUGGCCGGUCCAAAUAAAAUAACGAUAACGCGACGCAGUGCCAGCAAUAAGAUCAGCGUGCAAACUGUUAGCGCUUCCACAAAUACAACCAUUAGCAGCAUUGGCGGCAGCAAGACCAACUACAUAAAGAACUGUCUGAUACGGAGCAGCAGCUGCAGCAACACGGCCACCAAUGUCACGACGCUGGCGCAGAUUAUGAGCAACAGCAGCACCAGCAGCGCAGCCAGUUUACUCAGUCAGCACAAUAAUAAUAGCAACUGCAGCAACAGCAGCAACUUCAGCAACGCCUCAUCCGUGGGCAGCAGCAUUAGCAUUGGCAGCAGCAGCAGCAGCAACAGCAGCAGUAACGACAGCAACAGCAGCAGCGGUCACAGUUUGAGCUUCAAGAGCAACGGUCGAAAUGUUCCUGGUAUUGUAACUGCAGCAGCAUCCACGAACACCACAGGCACCGGCAUUGGCAUUAUUACCGUCGAUAACGCACCCAGAAAGAGCCGACCCAAACUAUCCUCGCCGACUCGUCACGGACCCCAGCAGUGUCAGAUUUGUAGCAAGAUCUUUGGAAAUGCUUCGGCACUGGCCAAGCACAAACUGACGCACAGCGACGAGCGGAAAUAUAUUUGCGCGCUCUGCUCGAAGGCAUUCAAGCGGCAAGAUCACUUAAACGGACACAUGAUGACGCAUCGCAACAAGAAGCCUUACGAGUGUAAGGCAGAUGGCUGCGGCAAAUCAUAUUGCGAUGCGCGUUCUCUUCGCCGUCAUUCAGAGAAUCACCACGGAGGCGUGGCAACGCUCAAUAACAACUCACUCUCGCCCACAGCUAGCUCAAACUGCGGCAGCGGAAGCAGCAGCAGCAGCAGCAGUAGUGUGGGUGUGACCACCAGCUCACUAAGUCUUUCACCGGCUACAGCUAGUGGGGACGCCAGCUCGCCAGAUGGGGCCACUUGCAUUCGUACCUACAUUUCCACAGGCAGCUCUGUGGUGGAUGCUGCCACUGGCAUUGCGCUGUCCGAUGAACAGAUCAAGGCUAUGAAUUUGCCAAUUAAAACGGGAGUCACAUUGCUGUCGCCUACCACUUCGACAUCCUCAAUAGCAUCGUCGACAACAUCAUCAUCUUGCUCAACAUCUGGCGGUAGCGGCAGCUCCGUUCUGACUAGUUCGCCCACAAUUACGCUUAGUGAUGGCGCAACCUUAGAGGGCGAUGGACUAACGCGCGAGCAACUCGAUCUCAUAAGCAAGAUCAUGCAACAGACUAAGCAAACCAGUGCCCAAGUGACGGUCUCUUCGCCCAACAGCGUCAGCUCCUAUAAGAUCAAUACAGAGACGGCACCAGUCUCGGCACGUCCACGCACGUGGAACAUGCAAUUGCUCAAUAAUGCGCAAAAUGUCACCGUUACCGUGGAGGAUGGUACAGAUAUGGUUGCCUCCGCUUCAAGUUCACCUGACGAGGUCAAGGACGAUGAAUUGAACCAGCAGCUAGUGGCCGCUAUUAAUCCCCACCUGCUCAAUAUUGUUAAGAUUGACAAGCCGGUUGAGUGCAAUCUAUGUCACCGCAAGUUCAAAAAUAUACCCGCUCUCAAUGGGCACAUGCGUCUGCAUGGCGGUUACUUUAAAAAGGAUCCGGAAACCAAGCGCAGCGAGAAAAAGGACUCCAGCGGACCGCCCUUGCAGACUGCGAGCAUAGGUGUGCGUGCCCUUAUCGAGGAGAAGAUCAUUAGUAAGCGCAAGGACAUCAAUAAGGGCGCCUUCGUUGUGCCUGCUCCACCCAGCAGCACCGCAAACAACGGAGGUGUUGGCAGCUGUAGCAACAACAGCAACAGUCUGCGCCGCUCCUUAAGCGACUUAGAGAGCUUCUUAAGCCCGAAGAGUAACACGAGCAGCCUGAGCCAGGCACUAGCCACCAGCACCAGUACUACUACAGCGGUGCUGCCCGCGGCUACCACUAUCAAGAGCAGCUCUGGGCUAAGUAUACAGCAGAUUGGACUGCCGCAAAGUAUUGAGAUCUUCAGCGGAGGUCACAGACAUCCCAAAACCCUUAAUUUGGGCAGUGGCGCCAAUACAAUUACCAUUACCACCAACAACGUGCCAACGACAACAACCAUGAGCGCACUGACGGCUCUUAAGGGCGGCGGUAGCAUCAGUGGCGUCACUAGCAAUGCGGACUCCAAAGACUCGACGUUAAUUGAGUUACUUAAGCGUGGAACGCGCAUUGCCGUGGCCUCUAAGAAAACACAGCUACAGGCACAAAACAGUACAAAUCUGAUCUUAAGCAAUGUUGGCGGCUCGGAGCUCACAACCAUUAGCAGCAGUGUCCAGGCUGGUCGGCAGAUUAUCACCAACAACAAUCGCACCGUCAUCAUACCUUCUGAUGUGCACGUGGUGUCCACCAAGAGCAAGUUAAUUUCUAGCAACUCCCUCACAACCAACGACAGCAAUACAACUUGUUCUGCAAGCAGUAUAUCAUUGCCAGACGGGACUCCCCUCUCCCUGACCAUAACGCCCAGCCAGGAGAGUGUAGGUGUCGGUGAAGCAAACAGCAUAGCUGGUGGUGGGGGUGUUUACACUGUUACUUACACUUCCGAUGCGGAUGCAUCGGAUCUCUUCGAAGACGCUGAGGUGUACAAUGUAUCGGACACGGAAAUGCUACUGCAAACUGUGGAUACUAUGGAACUGCUCAACGAUGACGAGGACGAUGUGCACAAAAGCGAACAUUCCGAGGACUUUUCGCUGCUCAGUGAGGCCAGCGAUAAUGUUCACACACGGCUGGUCAAGCUGGAGCCCGAUCCUGUACACAGCAGCACAGCCAGCAGCCUCAAUAAAACGACGCCGUUGCCCACCUUUCAGCAAUUUCAUUCCAAAGAGAUUAUCAUGCAGAACAGUUCUCAAAUCCAGGCCAUCGCCAACAUGCGUGGAAACAGCACCCUAGGCUUGCUCUCGUCACCGUUGCAUUCGCCACUAGCCUACCCGACGCCACCCUCCAGCCACGAGAAUGUGGCUCAAUCUUCACCCUUUGUAGAGGAUGCUGCGGCUCAGUUUGUGGAUGCCAGUCACACGUUCUUUGGCGAUAAAACAGACUUCUCACACGUCUAUUUUAAAACAGACGAGAGCGAUUCCAUGCAGCAGCUCAGUGAUAAUGACAACGAGAAAAUACUUAAACUAAAGUCGGUGCUGGAAGAAAGCAGCUUCGAUCCAUCCAUUAAGGUGGAAGAUCUCUUGAACAGCACCGAGGACGAUGCCGAAUGCGACCUGCGGGAGUUUGCCGAGACGAAUCUCUCAUUUCUCGAUGAGGAUCAGGAGUUCCUAAAUGACUCACGAAAUGCUACCUCGCCUCUGUCUGAGUCCUUCUUCACCAGUGGCAUUGGAUCUGCAGAGGAUGUUAAGCAGGUGCUACGUGAGGUGCUGCCCGAUGAAAAUAUGCAACUGCAGCUAACUAGCGAGCAGCAGGGCGAGAACAUCAUUGAUCUUUACUAUUUACCGGGGCUGGGCCUGCAAUCCCAAAUGAUGCCUAACUCUGAUGAUCCACUUUUGUCCUCCUCACCAAGAGAAUUCGGUCAGCAGCGACAGGUUGUCCACACGACAACGUCUACGACAUCGACCACACAACCUAUCGAGCAGUUGCAGUCUACCACUCAGGAACAGCAAGAGCAACAUCAGCAGCAACAGCAGCAGCAACAGCAGCAGCAACAGCAGCAGAAACAGCAGCAGCAACAGCAGCAGCAACAGCAACAGCAACAGCAAUCUCAGCAACAGCAAGAGCAAAUGCAAUUGCCACAGCAAUCUGCAAUUCAAUCUGAACAACCAGAACAGCAGCAACAGACAGACUUUAUGCUCACCAACUUUACUCCCGUGUCCUGUCAAACACAGUACCUAGAUGCCACUCAGCAGUCGAUGAUGCUGCAGCCACUGAAUAGUUUGCUGCAGCCAAUACUUUAUGGCAGCAACAGCGCAUCCAACGAUAAACAAGCAUUUACCUCGAUGCUUAACUCGAAUGCCGGUCAGACAACUGAACUGGAUGCGAGCCUGCUCUUUGCCUGCGGCGACAGCAUCAAAAAUAACUGCAGCAAACCUAUGCUUGCCGCAUUACCUGCAGCAGUAGCUACACCAGUAGUCACAGCAACACCGAGCGUUUCCAAUCUACAGCCGCUGUCCAACCAAACUAAUUCCAUCUUAAAGCGUCGCCUGCGUUCAAAUGGAGCACAGGAUGUGCACAAGUUCUCGAAAUUCCAAACACUUUCCCCGCAUCGCUCAAAGCUACGCAAGCCUUCGCGGACACACUACACACCCGCGCCAAUUCUUAAUCCAGAUCGCAAGGGCACAGGACUCUAUUGCAAUGUGCGUAAGCAGCUCGGCCAAGGAAUGUUUGACGUCUUUGACGAUGACUUUGGCGAUCCUGUGGGGUUGGUUGAUUUCUGCGAUGAGUCCAAGGUGAAUCUUGGAUCCACUUAUCAAGCGCAGAUCCCAGCCUGCAAAUCGCCAGAAGAAUCAACCAAGGAAACAAUGAGUGCAGACCUACUUUGGGAUCCAAGCGUACAGAUAGACGAGAAGAUACUAAUGCGUUAUAUAGAUCUCAGCAAAUCUUCGGCCGUUCCCAUGGGUAGCCAUUCCGAAGAGGUAGCCCUUCAAACGCUGCUCGAGGCCAAAGGCAACUCAGCGGCGGCUGUGCUCACCCUGUUGCAAACGCAGUCCAGCGCAUUCCAAAUGAAAUGGACUGCCUAUGAGCUAGAGCAGUUUCUACGUGGUCUGGAGAAGCACGGGAAGGACUUUGGAAAAAUUGCCAGCGAGUUACUUACGAAGACUUCGGGCGAAUGCGUUCAAAUGUAUUAUUUUUGGAAAAAGCUAUGUGUGGACUACAAGGUUUCUCACCUAAAGAUGGAGCCAGUUCCUGCCAGCACCCCAAUAGUGGAACAGAAGCCCUACGUCUGCGAGAUUGCCGAUUGCUCGGCGAGCUUCACCUCAAAAGCAGCUCUGCAUGGUCAUGUUCGCAUACACGCUUAUGGCAGAAAUGCCAACAACAGUAAUAGCAACAACAACAACCAGCAUGCCACGGCAGUUAGUGCCAACAACAACCACACUUGCAACAAUAGCAGCAACAACAAUAGCAACAACGCAUGCGCAACCCAGACUAGUAGCCAUACCAAUCAAUGCAACAGUGCAACAACAACAAUCAUAACGCACGCCAAUGGCAAUAACUCCACCCUCAACAACAAUAUUAUCAGCAACAACAUUGCACCAGGCUCUUCCAUAAAUACUGCUCUGUUAUCAGCAGCAGCAGCAGCAGCAGCAGCAACAGGAACAGCAUCGACAGCAUCAAAAGACAGCAGCAACAGCAGCAAUUCCAAUACAGCCAAGGAGAGUGAAUUUCCCUGCAAGGUGUGCGGCAACGAAGUGUCACAGGUCGCAAAUAGGCGUUACUGAAAUCAACUCCUCACAAUAUCAGCCUCAGGGCGAUUAAAAUCGCUUGGGCCACGACGUCAAAGCCAAGGAGUCUUCAAUAAGGUCAAAAGCCGCAGUGCCCAUAUGAAAACGCAUCGAGUACAAGAAGCUGAACAAUCAUCCAAUUCCAAACAGCAAUCUAACAAUGGAACUCUGUCUGCAGUAGCAGUGGCAGUAGCAGCAUCAGCAGUACCAUCGGCUCCCUCUGCAGUAACAGUUCUGGCCACCGCAUCUUCUUAGAUAUGGAUAAAUAGCCAGGCACCAGCAUCGAUUGACAAUCGCGUAAAGCAAGCAGCAAGCAUUGUUUACCACUCUUAGAAUAUAAAGUUAGUCUACAGUCAGAAGUAAAGUAAAAUACAGACAUUUAUGAAAAAAUAACCAAGCUCAGAGUUAAAUGUGUAUUGUAAGUAAAUGAAUAUUGUAAUUUUGAUGUAUUUAGCAGUUAAAGGCAUUUUUCUAAUUCAUACUUUUCACAUGUUUUCUACACACUCUUCCUAUCUCACUACCUAUCUAUCUACCUAUAUAUCUUUCUGUCUCUGCUAGACAACUCUUGGGCUUGACACUAACAGAUAUAUGUAGAUCUGAGUCAUAGUCUAAUUUGUACAUAAAUUUAACCAACAGUGAAGCAAGUUCAAAUUGAAUUGUUAUUAACUAGUUAUUGUAGGCAAAUGCAAUAUUUGUGUUACACACUUAAAUAUACCUACCGUAUUUUUACAGUAGGCGUUUUUCUUGACUCUCGACUCGACUGUAGUUUUAACCUAAGUCCAAAUCAACGUUGAUUUAAUCUAGUAGCCCGUACGUACUGUUUAAUACAUGUUUUUCUACUUAAACUAGUUGCAUCCCAUUUUACAGAUACUUUUUUAUUGCGAUACGUGUUUAGCCAGUAAGAGUUACGACAUGUACAUGAUUGAGUACAUACAAAAGUAUAUAGCUUAUACGAUCAUUGUUGUUUUAGGUUUUAAGCUCCAAUUCAGCAAAUUCAAGCAGAAAACCUAAAACUUUUAUUGUACUUACACAUCUAAACUAUUGCUAUAUGUAAAGCAAAUAAAAAUUCUAGUGAAAUCAAGUGAUAUUGAGUGAGAUCAAAAACGAUUUUAGCUAAAAAGAAAACAAAGUGUAACUCAAAUUGAAACAUUUUAACUUUUACCGCCAUAUUGUAAAUAGAAACUACAUAUAUAGAAGAAAAAUGCAUGCAUAUAAGUAGAUAAAUAUAUUGUAAAUAUACUUAUAUACAUAGUAA
Drosophila novamexicana is the source of this 7242-nucleotide messenger RNA. Its product is annotated as serine-rich adhesin for platelets. Gene Ontology annotation, cellular component: histone deacetylase complex; transcription regulator complex. Lineage: Eukaryota; Metazoa; Arthropoda; Insecta; Diptera; Drosophilidae. The record is from RefSeq and is a predicted model, not a curated record. Gene Ontology annotation, biological process: regulation of transcription by RNA polymerase II; negative regulation of DNA-templated transcription. Bases 60 to 5984 code for a protein of 1974 amino acids. The transcript is spliced from 12 exons. Gene Ontology annotation, molecular function: transcription corepressor activity.